AUUAAUAAGUCAUACAAAAACAUGAGCGAUUAGGAGUCGGUGUGCAUAGGUUGAAACCUGGACUUUAACCUCCGUGUUUUAUGACCUUAUUUAAGCGCAAUAUAUCACAUUUGCCUUAUCAUUCUUAGUGGCCUUUAACAGUGCAGUUUGUACUUUUUCAACCGCUCAAACCCACAACACUACCAUACUCUACCAUGGCUCUACCAUUUGUCCUGAAGCGAGGUCUCUCCACAUCCUCCGCAAUGAACGCAGUAAUUAAAAACGUAACCAUAGUCGGAGGCGGCUUGAUGGGCUCCGGAAUCGCCCAAGUAGCAGCUCAAACCGGCCACAACGUCACCCUCGUCGAAGUCAACCCCGACUUGAUCAAAAAAGCCGAAGACAACAUCGUCAAAUCUCUAGCCCGCGUUGCCAAAAAGCAGUUCAAGGAUGACCCCGAAGGUGGUAAAAAAUUCAUCGCGGAGUCCCAAAGCCGCAUCAAAGGCACCACCGACAUCGCCGAGGCCGUCAAAGACAGCGACCUUGUGGUCGAAGCCAUCGUGGAAAACAUGGAAAUCAAACACAAGUUUUUCAAGACGUUGGACGAAGUGGCCCCCGCUAAGACCAUGUUCGCGUCCAACACCAGCUCGCUGUCGAUCGGGGAGAUCGCGUCGGUGACGAAGAGGAAGGACCGGUUCGGGGGGCUGCAUUUCUUCAACCCCGUGCCGGUGAUGAAGCUGUUGGAGGUGGUGCGGAUUCCCGAGACGUCCGAGGAGACGUACCAGGCGUUCAUGGCGUGGGGGAAGGCCAUUGGCAAGACUUGCGUCACGUGCAAGGACACGCCUGGGUUCAUCGUGAACAGGCUGUUGGUGCCGUAUGUGGCGGAGGCGAUUCGUAUGAUGGAAAGAGGAGACGCUUCUCCUCGCGACAUUGACACCGCCAUGAAGUUGGGUGCGGGGUACCCGAUGGGACCGAUUGAAUUGUCUGAUUAUGUGGGGCACGACACUUCCCACUCGAUUUUGCAGGGCUGGCACAAGAAAUUCCCCGAUAAUCCGCUUUUCGUGCCAAACGAGUCGGUCGAUAAACUUGUGAAAGAGAAGAAGCUGGGGCUUAAGACUGGCGAAGGGUUUUAUAAAUAUACUAAAUAAGCUCCAAACUGUAUUACUUUAUUUUUACACUUUAUACAAAUAAAAAUUUUUACUGUGUA
This is a messenger RNA of Zophobas morio, 1183 nucleotides long. RefSeq names its product hydroxyacyl-coenzyme A dehydrogenase, mitochondrial-like. The coding region runs from base 195 to 1124 and encodes 309 amino acids. Lineage: Eukaryota; Metazoa; Arthropoda; Insecta; Coleoptera; Tenebrionidae. The transcript is spliced from 3 exons. The record is from RefSeq and is a predicted model, not a curated record. Gene Ontology annotation, biological process: fatty acid beta-oxidation. Gene Ontology annotation, molecular function: (3S)-3-hydroxyacyl-CoA dehydrogenase (NAD+) activity; NAD+ binding. Gene Ontology annotation, cellular component: mitochondrion.